Molecule: messenger RNA, 1071 nt
Organism: Camelina sativa (false flax)
Lineage: Eukaryota; Viridiplantae; Streptophyta; Magnoliopsida; Brassicales; Brassicaceae
Source: RefSeq, a predicted model, not a curated record
AUGGAGGUUCUCACUAAUAUGCUCAACUCAAGGUUCGUGGCGGGACAUAUCGGAUAUCAUCCUCUCGGAAGGAAUCUUACUAUCUCCCAUCUUGCCUUUGCUGAUGAUCUCAUGAUUUUCUAUGAUGGAGGGAUCAGUUCGAUCCAGGAGAUUGCUUCCUUGCUUGACACCUUCAAAGACCUGUCAGGUUUGUACAUGAAUAGAGACAAAUCCACAUUGUUUGUGGCAGGAGCUCCGACCGAUGGACUUGAUCAACUCGGUUACCCUCUUGGAUCCCUUCUUGUGCGCUACCUUGGUCUCCCUUUACUUCAUCGUAAGCUCAAGAAAGAAGAGUAUGCCCUGCUUCUCGACAAGGUAAAGGCGAGGUUCACGGAUUGGUCAUCUAAAGCUCUGUCCUUCGCAGCCUUUGCUUUACCAAAAGGUUGUUUGAGAGCUAUCGAGAUGAUGUGUAACACGUUUCUGUGGUCUGGAAAUAUCACCAAGCGCCCGGCUGCUAAAGUCUCUUGGAAAGAUAUUUGUCUACCAAAGAAAGAAGGUGGACUGGGUCUCCGCAACUUUGCUAUCUGGAACAAAGUUUUGACUAUGAAACUGAUAUGGAUGCUAAUCACAAAUAGUGGCUCUCUAUGGGUCGCCUGGAUGAAGGAGCAUAUGCUCAAGAACUCAGAUUACUGGUUAGCUGAGACAAAUCAAGGCUCCUCCUGGAUAUGGCGGUUCCUUCAUACUCUGAAAUCGAUGGUGAAACCUCUCCUGACGAGUUCCAUUGGUGAUGGCCAAACUGCAAGCUUCUGGUACGAUAACUGGUGCGUCAUGGGUCCACUAAUCAAUUUCCUUGGCCUUGAUGGCCCACGUUUAAUGGGCAUCCCUCGGGAAGCAAAGGUGGCGCAAGGAGUUGGACCGCAUGGAUGGAGACUUCCUUCAUGCAGGUCCCGCAACCCUCUUCUCCUUACUGUCCGGAAUACUCUCAGUUUACUGGACCCACCUUCAGUAUCAAAAGGACCAGAUGUUUUCUCUUGGGGACAAGAAGGCGCAAGGAAGUCUUUUUCAGUACUAAACUCACCUGGGAAGCAUUGA